UCCUCGAAACCAAAUUCGAAUCGAACAAAUAAAAACAUCCGCGGCGAACGGGCGAAGUGGCGAACUGAAUCGCGCGAUGGCGACGGUGUCGAUGGACAUCCCGAAGCCCUCGGCGCUGACGGCGGCUGGACACGAGGCUGCCACGGCGAAGACGAGGGGCGGCGGCGAGGGGCUGGGGAAGUACUACAAUCAGCACAUCCAGGACCUACUCCUCGCAGUCCAGCAGAGGAUCAGUGACCUAAGCCGCCUAGAGGCCCAGAGGAACGAUCUCAACUCCCAAGUUAAAAUGUGCAGGGAAGAGUUGCAUCUGCUUCAGGAACCAGGUUCACAUGUUGGUGAGGUUGUGAAGGUGAUGAGCAAGUCAAAGGUUCUAGUGAAGGUGCAUCCAGAAGGCAAAUAUAUUGUUGAUGUUGAUAAAAGUAUAGAUAUUGCAAAGCUCACACCUUCCACACGAGUUGCUCUUCGAAGCGGGAGCUAUAUGCUUCAUGUUAUUCUGCCCAGCAAAGUCGAUCCAUUAGUUAACCUUAUGAAGGUUGAGAAAGUUCCUAAUUCUACAUAUGAUAUGAUUGGUGGUCUUGAUCAGCAAAUUAAAGAGAUCAAAGAGGUAAUCGAGCUUCCAAUAAAGCAUCCUGAGUUGUUUGAGAGUCUUGGGAUUGCCCAACCAAAGGGUGUCAUUCUCUAUGGCCCUCCAGGUACUGGAAAAACAUUACUUGCUCGUGCAGUUGCUCAUCACACAGACUGUACCUUCAUUAGGGUGUCUGGUUCUGAGCUGGUUCAGAAGUACAUUGGAGAGGGUUCCCGGAUGGUUCGUGAACUUUUUGUGAUGGCUAGGGAACAUGCACCAUCCAUUAUAUUUAUGGAUGAAAUAGACUCCAUUGGAUCGGCUAGGAUGGAGUCAAGUGGCAGUGGUGAUAGUGAGGUUCAGCGCACCAUGCUUGAGCUUCUAAACCAACUUGAUGGUUUUGAAGCAACGAACAAGAUUAAGGUUCUCAUGGCAACAAACAGGAUAGACAUUUUGGAUCAAGCCCUCCUGAGGCCUGGACGUAUUGACAGGAAAAUUGAAUUUCCAAAUCCAAGUGAAACUUCCCGCUUUGAUAUUUUGAAGAUUCAUUCAAGAAGAAUGAACUUGAUGCGCGGCAUUGAUCUGAAGAAGAUAGCUACGAAGAUGAAUGGAGCCUCUGGGGCAGAGCUGAAGGCUAUUUGCACAGAAGCAGGAAUGUUUGCCCUUCGGGAAAGAAGGGUGCACGUCACCCAGGAGGAUUUCGAGAUGGCAGUGGCAAAGGUGAUGAAGAAGGAUACAGAGAAGAACAUGUCUCUGCGGAAGCUCUGGAAGUGAGGGGCUCGUGUCUCUGCGCCAGGCUUACACUGCCAUGUCCAAACAGCUGAAGCCCCGGCUGCGCGUUGCCGGAUUUUCUGUUAGACUCUGGAAAAACAUUUCUGGAGCUCGGAAGCUGAAACUUAACAAUGUCGUUGUGUAGCAGCUUUAUUAGAAGUUAAAUUAUUGAUUUAUUGAAUCAUUAUUAAAGAGGCUUGAGAUGGAGAUCAGCCAUGCUAAUGUGCUUCGCCGUGCUGUCACUUUUUAUAGUCCAAACUAAAUGGUAUGGAAAGUAAAAUGAUCAAAUAGA
Molecule: messenger RNA, 1625 nt
Organism: Sorghum bicolor (sorghum)
Lineage: Eukaryota; Viridiplantae; Streptophyta; Magnoliopsida; Poales; Poaceae
Product: 26S protease regulatory subunit 8 homolog A
Exons: 8
Coding region: 77-1336 (419 amino acids)
Biological process (GO): proteasome-mediated ubiquitin-dependent protein catabolic process
Cellular component (GO): proteasome regulatory particle, base subcomplex
Molecular function (GO): proteasome-activating activity; ATP hydrolysis activity; ATP binding
Source: RefSeq, a predicted model, not a curated record